GAACCCAAAAGCCACAUCUCCAUUCCAUUCCACCCACCCCUUCUUAGCCACAACAUCCUCUCAAUCUAUCUUCUCUUUUCUUCUCUAUAUAUAAAUUAUAGAUUCUUCUUCUUCCAUCUUCCCUCUCGCCUUCUACAAAUCACUCACUCACUCACUCUUUCACAGUGGAAAACUCCAUUUCCACUCUGCAAUUUGCCUCUCUGCUCUGCAACCACUCAAAAAAUUCUCUACAAUUCGUUAUCUAACGGUUUUGUUCUUUCCCAAAUCUACCCAUCAUCGAGAAUCGAAUUUUCAGUCACUUCCCUUCAUACCCACUUCAAUUUUGAACCUCUACAGAAACCCCCAUUACUUGUUUUUCCUCGCCGGAGAUGAUCACCGGAAAGGAUUUGUACACUGUCUUGACGGCGGUGAUUCCUCUGUAUGUGGCUAUGAUUUUGGCCUACGGUUCUGUACGUUGGUGGAGGAUCUUCUCCCCCGACCAAUGCUCCGGGAUCAACCGCUUUGUCGCCAUUUUCGCUGUUCCUCUGCUUUCGUUUCAUUUCAUCUCUACUAAUGACCCUUAUGCUAUGAACUUUCGGUUCAUUGCUGCUGAUACUCUGCAGAAGAUUAUCAUGCUUGUUGCUCUUACAAUUUGGGCGAAUUUCACUAAAAAUGGAAGUCUGGAAUGGAUGAUUACCAUUUUCUCGCUUUCGACUUUGCCGAAUACGUUGGUGAUGGGGAUUCCUCUGUUACAGGCUAUGUAUGGAGGUAACUCUGGAAGUUUGAUGGUUCAAGUUGUUGUUAUGCAGUGCAUUAUUUGGUAUACGCUUUUACUUUUUCUGUUUGAGUAUCGUGGAGCGAAGAUUCUGAUUAUGGAGCAAUUUCCUGAAACUGCGGCCUCCAUUGUUUCCUUCAAAGUCGAUUCCGAUGUGGUUUCGCUAGAUGGGAGGGAUUUUCUUGAAACCGACGCUGAAAUUGGCAACGACGGCAAGCUUCACGUCACUGUAAGGAAAUCAAACGCUUCACGGCGGUCGUUAGGGCCUUGUUCGCUUCCUGCGUUGACGCCACGGCCGUCGAAUCUCACCGGAGCAGAGAUUUACAGUUUAAGUUCUUCCAGAAACCCUACGCCGCGAGGUUCGAAUUUCAACCACACGGAUUUCUACUCUCUGAUGGGGUAUCAAGGACGGCACUCCAAUUUUGGCCAGCCGGAGUUGUAUUCCGUUCAAUCGUCCAGAGGUCCGACGCCACGGCCGUCGAAUUUCGAGGAGAGUUCCGGUAUUCCGGCGGCGAAUUCUCCGAGAUUCGGUUUCUAUCCAGCGCCGAAUCCAGAGUUCACGAAGAGCGGUAAAACACAACCACCGCAGCAGCCGCCGCCGCCGCCGCAGAACGGCGGCGGCCCGAUGAGUAAAGCCAGCCAUGACGCGAAGGAGCUUCAUAUGUUCGUUUGGAGUUCAAGCGCUUCGCCAGUUUCAGAAACUGACGGUCUCCAUGUAUUCAACGGGACCGAUUUUGGAGCUACUGAACAAAUUGGACGACCCUCCGAUCAAAACGCCAAGGAAAUCAGGAUGUUCAUCGCCGAUCACCCACAGAAUGGGGAGAAAAAAGUUGCUGAAAGUGAGGGAAAGUUGAUAGGAGAAGAGUUGCAUUUAGACAAUGAGAAAGAAGAACAUGUUCCUAUAGGGCUCCACAAGCUUGGCUCCGGUACCGCCGCUGCCAUCUCUGCAGCCACCCCAGCUCCGGAAAGUGGGGCGGCGAAACAAAUGCCUCCGACGAGCGUUAUGACACGUUUGAUCUUAAUCAUGGUGUGGAGAAAGUUGAUUAGAAAUCCAAACACAUAUUCAAGUCUCAUUGGCCUUGUUUGGUCCCUUAUUGCCUUUCGUUGGCAUGUGUCUAUGCCUAAAAUAAUAGCACAAUCAAUCUCCAUUCUCUCAGAUGCUGGGCUUGGAAUGGCAAUGUUUAGCUUAGGUAUAUUCAUGGCUUUACAACCAAAACUAAUUGCUUGUGGAAACUCUGUUGCUUCAUUUGCCAUGGCUGUGAGGUUCCUCACUGGCCCGGCUGUGAUGGCGGCUGCUUCGGUCGCUAUUGGUCUGCACGGAAAUCUCCUUCGCGUCGCUAUUGUUCAGGCUGCAUUGCCUCAAGGCAUUGUUCCCUUUGUUUUUGCUAAAGAGUACAACGUCCAUCCUGCCAUUCUUAACACCGCAGUCAUCUUUGGGAUGUUAAUAGCACUUCCAAUCACUCUUGUCUACUACAUUCUUCUCGGGUUGUAAAAAUCUCACCAUUACCAAAAACACAACCAAAAUCCAAGAAAAAUUUAUAAUUCUUUUCUUGUAGCAAAUGGAAGAACAUCAUCUCAAAGAUUUGAUUUUCAACGACCGAAUUAGCAAAAGGAUGUUCACUAAAGGUUUGAUUUUCCACUCGACAUGCGUUAAACUCAAAUUAGGUUAGCAAAAAAGUUCCAAAUAUUUGGGGAGAUUACUUGCUCUGUGGGACCAAAGCUUAGUACAAAUCAUACUAGAAGAAGGCCAAAAAAAAAAAAAAAAAGAGUUGAAAAGACAAGAGCAAGCAAAAGUAAAUGCUAAUUAAGCUGCAGAAGAAAGGAGGGAGAAAUAAUGACAAAUGGGGAAACAUUCAUGAGGAAAUCAAGGAAAGUGGUUGUUUUUCUCUCUCCUUUUUCAACUUUGCUUGUAAAGUUUGUUAAAUUUUCAAUGUUUUUUGUGUUCAAAGAAGAGGACAAAUUUGACUAACUUUGAUAAUUUUAUAAAAACCAUAUUCUCAAAUGUGGAUUGCAAUGAACAGAAAAUUCUCACACAAACAUAUAGGCUUAUUAUUAUUGUUAUUGAAGUUUUUGUAGUCAA
Messenger RNA from Benincasa hispida (wax gourd), 2834 nucleotides. Its product is annotated as auxin efflux carrier component 7-like. The record is from RefSeq and is a predicted model, not a curated record. Gene Ontology annotation, cellular component: plasma membrane; endoplasmic reticulum. NCBI's taxonomy places the organism in Eukaryota, Viridiplantae, Streptophyta, Magnoliopsida, Cucurbitales, Cucurbitaceae. Gene Ontology annotation, molecular function: auxin efflux transmembrane transporter activity. Gene Ontology annotation, biological process: auxin polar transport; auxin export across the plasma membrane.